Heterotrigona itama is the source of this 408-nucleotide messenger RNA. The record is from the annotation of a GenBank genome assembly. NCBI's taxonomy places the organism in Eukaryota, Metazoa, Arthropoda, Insecta, Hymenoptera, Apidae.
AUGUUCACGCGACAAAUCAUAAAUAAAUAUUCUCUUUCCUCGGAUCUGUUGGACUACCGUCGCCUCGAUCGAGUCGAUCGAGAAUACGAGCCCAUCGUUCCAAGAACACCUCCAUACCCGUCUCUCAGAGACGAGAAAAGAAGAUUUCAAAGCGGAUUAUUGGCGCCCGCUAAAGACGACGUCGCCAAACAUCGACCAACCAGUGGGAGACUUGGUCAGCACGCAGGGUUCAAGGCUGGUCGAUUAAUUGCUCUUCCUUAUACAUUCAUCUUCGGGGACCUCGAUCCCUCUCUCGUUUCAUUAGAAUUAUUACGCGAGCCGACAAGCUCUGAUUACGGUAGUAUCCAAUCGGGUUUCGUUUCAAGGCUAAUAUUACAAGCAAUAACAGAUCGACUUCCGAGUUUGUAA